This is a messenger RNA of Giardia duodenalis, 981 nucleotides long. Its product is annotated as WD-repeat protein 5. The transcript has a single exon. The record is from RefSeq and is a predicted model, not a curated record. Gene Ontology annotation, molecular function: protein binding. NCBI's taxonomy places the organism in Eukaryota, Fornicata, Diplomonadida, Hexamitidae. The coding region runs from base 1 to 981 and encodes 326 amino acids.
AUGAUUGCUGCUGGUGUCCGGCUGGCGCUCAAACACACGAUCACGUGUCACAGAGCUCCAGUGACGAGCAUGAUCUACGACGAGAGUGGCUCAGUGCUCUUCUCUGGCUCUGCUGAUGGAACCGUCUCGGUGCACGCAGUGGAUGCAAAUCCUAAUCAGGAGCCGAAGUUCCUGCACCGCCUCCACCGAAACCAGGCAAAGGGUAUCAAUGCCCUGGCAUGGUCGGCUAAUAGAGUUUUGGCAGCUGGCGACGAUUGCGCUGUUCUAUGGGACAUAAACGUCCAAAAGCCGAUGCUCACGCUUACUGACCAUACGCUUCCUGUCACCGACUGUGACAUCUACGAAAACUUUGCGCUAACAUCAUCUGCUGACCAGACCAUCAGCCUUGUGGACAUGCGCCAAGGGAAGCCCAUUUCGACCAUGCGAGCCCACACCGGCGCUGUUCUUUCGUGUCGUUUACUCACAAAACUGGAGAUCUUAGGUCAGGGAGGCGUUGCGGCCCUUAGCGGUGGUGUAGAUGGAAUGCUCAAACUUUGGAACGCUGUUCAGGGUAAUACACUAGUAACAAUCAAGCCGGCCAAACCAAUCUCUAGCAUAAAAGUUUCGCCCAACGAAAAAUAUGCUUUGUGCAUGCACGUAGGAGCGGGCGUCGUGCUCCAUACUCUUCCCACUGACACACAAGGUCUCGAGCUGCGCAAGGUGAAAGAGUACUCUGUUCAUGACAGUACGGACUAUCUCUUGCCAGCAAACUACAUGUGGCUGAAGGACAACAAAACACAGAUGGUCGUUUGCGGAAGCAGCAAAAAUCAAAUUGUGAUCUAUGAUAUUAAGAGAUCGGAUCGGAUGCUAAUAGAGCCGAUUCCUUUAUCGAGCCCGCCCCUUGCAAUUGCCUCCUCGUCCAACAGCCAGCUUCUUGGGGUCGGGUGCAUGGACGCUAGGAUCCAGCUAUUUGAUAUAAUCACGGAAUGGCCCAGUGCUUAG